This is a messenger RNA of Electrophorus electricus (electric eel), 4496 nucleotides long. RefSeq names its product integrin, alpha 6a (gene itga6a). The record is from RefSeq and is a predicted model, not a curated record. Gene Ontology annotation, molecular function: integrin binding. Lineage: Eukaryota; Metazoa; Chordata; Actinopteri; Gymnotiformes; Gymnotidae. Gene Ontology annotation, cellular component: integrin complex; external side of plasma membrane. Gene Ontology annotation, biological process: cell-cell adhesion; leukocyte migration; integrin-mediated signaling pathway.
CUUGUCCGCUCGACGCUGCACCGAGUACUGGUGCGCUGUUCAGUGCGCAGUGGGACGCAGUGGGACGCUGGUUUUACGGUGCAAUGGGAGCCUUUGGACCGCGGCGUUCGUUGGAAAUGUGGAUCUUGUCCCUGCUUAUAUGGACAGAUGCAAGCGCGUUUAACCUGGAUACUCACAACGUGCUGAGGAAAACCGGGGAGCCGGACAGUCUCUUCGGAUUCUCGCUGGCGAUGCAUCGGCAGCUACAACCCACGGAUAAAAGAAUACUGUUAAUUGGAGCCCCAAGGGCCAAGGCGUUAUCCAAUCAGGCAGCUAACAUCACGGGGGGUCUGUACAGCUGUGACAUCACCACCCAUUCAGACGACUGUGAUCGGAUCGAGUUCGACAAUGACGCUGACGUGCGCAUGGAGAAUAAGGAGAAUCAAUGGAUGGGAGUGAGUGUUCAAAGCCAGGGCCCUGGAGGAAAGAUCGUGACAUGCGCGCACCGCUACCAGAGGCGUCUGUUCGCAAACACGCCGCAGGAGUCGCGCGACAUCACUGGCCGAUGUUACGUGCUCAGCCAGGACCUGAGCAUCGACAGCCAAUCAGACGAGGAUGGCGGGAACUGGAAGUUUUGCGAGGGUCGUGCCAGGGGUCAUGAGAGGUUCGGCGCCUGCCAACAGGGCCUGGCAGCAGCCUUCACCAGAGACUACCAUUAUGUCAUCUUCGGAGCCCCGGGGGCUUACAACUGGAGAGGUGUGGUGCGGGUGGAGCAGAAGAACAACACCCUGCUGGAGAUGGGAUUUUACGACGAUGGGCCGUACGAGGUCGGGGAUGAAAGCCGCCUGGAGCCAGAUCUGGUGCCUGUGCCUGCCAACAGCUACUUAGGUUUCUCGCUGGAUUCUGGCCACAGCAUUACUGAAAAGGGCAAGCUGAUUAUUGUGUCUGGAGCUCCAAGAGCCAAUCACAGUGGAGCUGUUGUCCUAUUACGAAAAGAGGGGGAGGUGUCCACCAUGCUGUCUCCGGAGCAUGUUCUGCAAGGCCCUGGACUGGCGUCCUCGUUCGGAUAUGACGUGGCAGUGGUGGACCUAAAUGGAGACGGGUGGCAGGACAUAGUGGUGGGAGCUCCUCAGUUCUUCCAGCGUGAUGGUGAGGUUGGGGGGGCCGUGUACGUCUACAUCAACCAGGCAGGGAGAUGGAGCAGCGUCGUCCCCACCUGCCUCAGUGGAACUAAAGACUCCAUGUUUGGACUGGCAGUGAGGAACAUAGGAGACAUCAAUCUGGAUUCCUAUGAGGAUAUAGCAGUAGGAGCUCCCUAUGCAGAUGGAGGAUCUGGUAAAGUGUACAUCUAUCAUGGAUCUGCUGAUGGUGUUAACACAAAACCAGCCCAGAUUCUGGAAGGGACACACCAUGGUGUAAAGAUGUUUGGCUAUUCGUUGGCUGGGAACAUGGACCUGGAUGGAAACUCCUAUCCCGAUCUUGCCAUCGGGUCUCUUUCCGAUGCCGUGUUUGUUUACAGGGCCAGACCUGUCAUCAGUAUCAGGAAAGAAAUCAAGGUCACGCCAAAGGAAAUUGACCUGACGAAGAAAACGUGUGGCAAUAGCAUUUGCUUGACUGUUGAAGCUUGCUUUACCUACAAAGCAAAUCCUGUCACGUACAACCCCAAACUGACCAUUUCCUGCACGCUGGAGACGGAGGCGCUCCGCCGGAAGCAGGGCUUGCCCUCUCGUGUGGCCUUCCUGAACAAGACGUCAGCUGAUCAGGACUUCCAGUCUACAGGACGCCUGGAUCUGAGAGGACAGAACAAAAGGACCUGCUACAAGGCCAAGCUUCGGCUGCAGGAGAACAUCAAGGAUAAGCUGAGGGCAGUCCCCAUCGAGGUGUCUGUGGCCAUCGAGAGAGCUCAGAGACAGAAGAGACAGAGCUCUCUACCAGAGCUGCUGCCUGUGCUUGACCUGAGCGCGCCCAACAGGACCAGCACGGAGGUGAACUUCCUAAAGGAGGGAUGUGGGGCCGAUAAUAUUUGCCAGAGUAACCUGCAGCUCCACUGCAGGUUCUGUUACAGAGAAACCAACCAGGACAUCUUUCCUCCAUUACCCUUGAAGAAUGGCAUUGCGGUGGUGUCUCUGAGCGACCAGAAGGACAUUGCCCUGGAGGUCACGGUGAAGAACAGGAAUGGAGACGAUGCCCACGAAGCCAAGCUAGUCGGGCUGUUUGGCGAGUCGCUGUCAUACUCUGGGUUCAGAUCCCAGAGGACCACGGACAAACAUGUGAUCUGUGCGGCCAAUCAGAAUGGAUCCCAAGCAGAGUGUGAGCUGGGGAAUCCGUUUAAAAGAGACUCGGAGGUCACCUUUUACAUCAUACUGAGCACGGCAGGGAUCUCUCUUAAUACCACAGAGGUGGACGUCCGCCUCCAGCUGGAAACGACGAGUCUGCAGGAAGGUUUGAGGAGAGUGAGAGCGAAAGCUAACGUCGUGAUCGAGCUCCUGCUCUCCGUGCAAGGGGUUGCCAGACCGUCUCAGGUGUACUUUGGAGGAGAGGUUAGAGGAGAGAGUGCCAUGAAAUCAGAAGAGGAAGCUGGCAGUUUGAUCGAAUAUGAGUUCAGGGUAAUAAACCUGGGAAAGCCUCUGAAGUCUUUUGGCACAGCGUCCCUCGACAUCCAGUGGCCCAGAGAGAAUAGCGUGGGGAAGUGGCUCCUCUACCUGGUGAAGGUUGGCUCCAAGGAACUGGAGCAGCUCACCUGCUCCCCUGAGAAUGAGAUCAACCCCCUGGGGCUGGCAGAGGGAUCCACUUUGUCCAGGAGAAAGCGUGAGGCAGAGGAAAGAAUCACAUCGGAGAGAGGCAAAAUAUCUCUCUUUACAGAUCAAAGGAAAUACAGGACUCUGUCGUGUUCUGGGGAUGCAGGCUGCGUGGAGAUCAGAUGCCCCCUGCUGGGCCUGGAUGGUAGUGCAGACAUUAUACUGCGGUCCCGCCUUUGGAACAGCACUUUCCUCGAAGAUUAUGCUUCCUAUAAUUACCUUGAUUUGAUAGUCACCGCGUCCAUCAGCCUUGAUGUUUCUGCCAAGAACCUUGUGCUGAAAAAUCCCGAAACGCAGGUGAGACUGACGGUGUUCCCGGAACACACCGCGGCUCAGUUUGGCGGGGUUCCUUGGUGGAUAAUUCUCGUGGCAGUCCUAGCUGGAAUCCUGAUGCUCGCUCUCCUUGUGCUCCUCCUCUGGAAGUGCGGCUUUUUCAAACGUUCCAAAUACGAAGACAGCAUCCCCAAGUACCAUGCAGUGAGGAUCCGGAAGGAGACGCGUCAGUUUACGGAUGGAAACGGCAUGUUUGACCCCUUUGAAAAGAAGCAAUGGAUGACCAUGUGGAGUGAGAAGGAGAGUUCCUCGUGAAGCUCCCACCUCAGCGGUGGGAGGAAACACUAGGACCAUGUGAGGUGCCAUGAGGAGUGAGGUACACUGAGGCAGAACUUCAGAUCCAUGUUGUCAGAGUGGAGAACCAAACUUAAGCUCUUUCCACACACUGGAUUUGGCUGCAGGAUGCUGUCAUCUCUGAACAGACCAGGCACAUGAUUACAGAUGUAACUUUUUUUUUCUUUGCUGUUGACUUUGCGAGCAGAAUGGAGAUACACUACGUCAUUUUAGAUGAUUCCUGGAAUGCUGAAGACUGAACCAGUGUGUUUUAAAUACUGAAGUAUUCACACAUAUUGUUUAUUUAUUUUCUUUUGUGAUUAAUUAGCCAAAGAUUCUGUAAGUUUCAAAACUUUCUAAAAGUCUGAAAACCGUUUUGUCACAAGAAGAUUAUACGGCUAGAAAUAACCGUUUGUGCACGUUGUGUAAUCCUACACUGAUGAUAAUGACAGCACUGUGAUCAUGGAACAGUCAUUACCGGGGAACUCACUCGACCGAGGCUUUGUAUGUGUUUUGAAUGUGUGUCUGCGUUCAGUGCUCUGUAGUCAUUAAUAAAUCUCAGGAAGAUCUUAGUAAGUUAGCCCAUAAGCUGAACCAGGUGUGAAAACAAGGACAACCGAACAAAACACAGCAAAUCUUUAAUGUUUAAUGUGACUGUGAAUGAGAGAGCACAAAUAUGGGCACAUUACCGUAAUCCACAGGUAUCCAGGGCCGCAAUGGCUGUAGGUAUCACGUUUCAAACCUGCCACGACCUUCCGGUUUCACAAUGAGCCCAUGCCAGUUGGUUCUAAUUACUUUGGAAGCUGAGAUACAGUGAACAUGUGGACUGGCAUAAAGUUCUAAAAACUGGCCUGAAUUAGUCUGAAAACAACGUGGAACUUUUUCAGCCCUCUAUAGUCCGUCCACUCACAAUCGGAGAACUGACCGUGUGUCGGUGAGCAUCCUUUGUAGUCACUUUAACAGUGCUUGACGCAUUUCGGAGUUUUUCAUGAAUGAUCUUGUUUGGUCAAAAGGCAGUGUUAACUGUUUUUUUUUUUAUAUACAUUUAUAAAGGCCUGUAUAUGUUUAUGCAAAACUUUCUAAAUGUAAAUCAUAAAGUGAGUUGGACUUUUA